Xyrauchen texanus (razorback sucker) is the source of this 939-nucleotide messenger RNA. Its product is annotated as dual specificity protein phosphatase 19-like. The record is from RefSeq and is a predicted model, not a curated record. Gene Ontology annotation, cellular component: cytoplasm. Gene Ontology annotation, biological process: regulation of MAP kinase activity; protein dephosphorylation. Gene Ontology annotation, molecular function: JUN kinase phosphatase activity. NCBI's taxonomy places the organism in Eukaryota, Metazoa, Chordata, Actinopteri, Cypriniformes, Catostomidae. Bases 12 to 653 code for a protein of 213 amino acids. The transcript has 4 exons.
CCGCAGAUGUGAUGCAGUCGCUUGCACAAGAAAUAAAAGCAUUUUCCAAAAAUAAUUUGCGGAAACAAUGCACCAGGGUGACGACUUUGAGCGGCAGGCGGAUUAUAGAGACAUGGAAAGGCUCCACUGUGCAGGUGGUUGAGGAGACGGUACAGCCUGAAACAGCAUGUGGAUAUGUUCAGGAUAACAGUUGGGAUCUUCAGGUUGGAUAUAUUAAACCAUAUCUAUUGCUUGGCUCACAAGAUGCUGCUCAUGACUUUGGUAGUUUGAGGAAAUAUAAGGUCACACAUAUAUUAAAUGUUGCAUAUGGUGUGGAAAAUGCCUUCCCUGACCUGUUCAUCUAUAAGACGCUGAGCAUACUGGAUCUACCUGACACUGAUAUCAUAUCAUAUAUCCAGGAGUGUGCACAGUUUAUAGACCAGGCAAAAGCUGAGAAAGGAAUCGUGCUUGUCCACUGCAAUUCAGGAGUUUCACGUUCUGUCUCAGUUGUCAUCGGAUAUCUGAUGUUAAGGGAAAAGCAGGCAUUUGGUGACGCGUUUGUGCUGGUUAAAUCAGCUCGACCAGCUGCAUGUCCAAACCCAGGUUUCAUGGAACAACUGAAGAACUUCAAACCACAAAGUACUACACAAGUAAACGGUUUGGAUCACAAAUGAACAUUAUUCUACCUCUGCACCCACACAUUGUUAAAGCCAUCAGUGCUUCCAUUGCAGUUUGUUAUAUAGCUUUGAUUUUACAUUUUGGAAUAGGUGCUAAUGUGGCAGAAUAUUGGUAGAACAACACAUCCUGUAGCUAUGGGGUAUACAUUUGGUAUCACCCUUAAGGUCUCAUCAUAAUACAUUGGCUAACCAAAGUGUAUAUUUUAAGAUGCAUUUAUCUUCCCAUUGCAUUUAAGUUAAUCAGAUGUCUUAAGUUUAGAAAGGCUUAUCUUUUUAAAGUCAC